AUGCCACAUGGAAAGAGCAUCUCUUACUGCGCAUGGACAUCGUGUUCUACAUCCUGGAUUUCGGACUGGAUGCCAACUGUGCUUAUCAGUUCUGGAACGUCAGCUUUUACGUGGUGUUUACACUCCAACUGGCUAUCGUUCUGGCAGCGCUGCUGGCGCAAUCGCGCCUUGUGCGCAGGCUGCGAGGAGGGUGGAGAUGCCUGCUGCAAGCAGAUGCAAGCAGUGCGUGAAUCCUGGCAUCGGGGAUUCCCCAGUGACGUGCUUCUGUCCGUGACCCUGCGUGAGAAAGCAGUUGAAGCGCCGCUUUCCUUUCUCUUGCAGGGGUGUGCCACAUGGUGGUUGCAAAACGCAGCAUCACUAUCGAGCUCUCAAGCUUUGCAUGUGUCGUACAUCAGCACCUUUUUUUCCAUGAUGUUCAGCCUCUACGGCAUGACAAAGGCUGCGUACAUCAACACGCACCUGGACUUGGGAUACCAGCUCAAGCUGCUCGAGCGGGACUGGUCGCACAACGGCAUCCUACAUAGCGCAGCACAUGAAACACAGCCUCAAGUCGCUGUGAUUCCCAGCUGCAUGGGUGCGCCAUCUCAGGCAGACAGUGUCGAGGCGGCAUCCCUUCAACAACAAUCUGACCAACUGCGCCAUCAGGGCGGAUUAUGUGGGCGUUUGCCUGCAGCCCCGUCAGGGGGCCUGGCGCAUGCCAUGCCCCCAGAUGCACUCAAAUCCCUUCAGCAUGGCGGCAUCCAAGUUGGAGCCAGGCGUGGGCUUGCCACGGAGUGA
Messenger RNA from Symbiodinium sp. CCMP2592, 777 nucleotides. NCBI's taxonomy places the organism in Eukaryota, Dinophyceae, Suessiales, Symbiodiniaceae. The record is from the annotation of a GenBank genome assembly.